This is a messenger RNA of Pseudophryne corroboree (corroboree frog), 1153 nucleotides long. RefSeq lists its product as uncharacterized. NCBI's taxonomy places the organism in Eukaryota, Metazoa, Chordata, Amphibia, Anura, Myobatrachidae. The coding region runs from base 134 to 832 and encodes 232 amino acids. The transcript is spliced from 4 exons. The record is from RefSeq and is a predicted model, not a curated record.
AGAGACACCAGACUCCUGGGGUUACUCAAAGAAAAUCAGCAAACAUGGCUGCCACCUCAAGGCCCCAAGCUACGGAUACAGGAGAAGCAGGCCCAGCCACAUAGCACGCAACUCCACAAACUCUAAGUACACAAUGUCUCGCCAAGGCAAAAGUAUGCCACACAAGAGGCGACGGAGUGAACCAAGUCAAACAGUUACUGCGUAUCAACAACAACGGCGCCUUUCUCUUGUGGCCCCACAGCCUCCAGAAGAGCUUUUGGUGACUCCUCCAAGACCUCAGCCACACUCUCAUCAUGUUGCUGAAUCCGACAUGCCCCUGGAAACACAGCAGGACAAAUUGAGUGAUGACAAUUCUCUGCAGCAACAGCAGCCUUCUUCACCAACCCGACAAAGGUCGCCCACAAUGAGGUCAUCACCCACACAGACACCACCAACUGCUCAACUGACCACACAAACACCACAGGGGGAAAUCCGUGAAACAGAUUUCUUGGCCAGGUGGUCACAGCAGCAAACCCUCGUUGGUGACUACAUCAAACGACAAACCCAAUUUCAGGCAAGUCUGCCACAUCACCUCCCACGCAUAUCACGAAAUAGCAGCAGACUGAACCUCCAAAUGACCCGUAUUGCUAAUACCCUUGAGCAAAUACGUGCGGACAAUGUGCAAAACAACCAUGCCAUUAUCAGAGUAAUGGAUGAUCAGCUUAGACACCAACAGCAGUUCAUCAACAUCAUGCAAAACAAUCUGCUUCUAAUGCAAAGUUUAUCUAGAACAAUAGAGCAAAAUUCGGAUGCCAAUACUCAACUGUCCGCCAGUAUAAACAAUCUUAGCUAGAACAUUUUACCGAUUCAACAACAAACCCAAACAGCAAGCUCCUCAACCACCACACCCAGCAUCACCCCAGUUACCUCCCCAGUACGGAGAUCCCAGAGAACCCGAAGUAAUGUUGCUGGACAGGGAUCAUCUUCGUCCAAAAAGCAACAACCAAAAUGACACCUGAAACUUGCGCUAAAAAUUUUUUUUUUUUUUCAGAAAAUAAGUCAAUCUGGUUAAUUUUUCAAGUUAUUGUUUUUUUUAUUUUGUUUUCUACAUUUAUACAUUAAUUUAUCAACACAUAUUGUUGAUAACUUCAGACAUGUAUGAUUUACAUUAGAA